GAUUGGCGGAGGCCGUCAUAUGACCGGUCACGUGCUGGAGGCAAGCUCCGUCCAAAAGAAAAUGGGGUUUGGUGUAAAUCUGGGGGUGUAAUGUUACCAUAUAUCACGCUACCUCGUAAAACCGACACGGGAGCCUGCCGGACAACAAAUCACAGGUCAAAAUUAUGAGUUCUUCGUAUUAUGUGAAUGCGCUUUUUAGCAAAUAUACGGCGGGGGCUUCUCUGUUCCAAAAUGCAGAGCCGACUUCUUGCUCCUUUGCCACCAACUCUCAGAGAAGCGGCUACGGACCGGGCGCGGGCGCCUUCGCUUCCUCCGUGCCCGGCGUGUACAAUGUGAACAGUGCCAUUUAUCCGGGGCCCUUCUCGUCCGGAUACGGCCUGGGCUCAGACGCCUACAACCUGCACUGCUCGUCCUUCGACCAGAAUAUCCCGGUCCUCUGCAAUGACCUAGCGAAAGGCAGCUGUGAGAAAGCCGAGGCGAGCGCCCUGCACAGCCAGGCAGACACCAAUUUCCGGAUAUACCCUUGGAUGAGGUCUUCAGGGGGGGGUGUUCUCUCGUGCCUGAUACUGUUCGCAGGUCCGGAUCGCAAGAGGGGCCGCCAGACCUAUACCCGCUACCAGACCCUGGAGCUAGAAAAGGAGUUCCAUUUCAACCGCUACCUGACCCGGCGGCGGCGCAUCGAGAUCGCCCACGCCUUGUGCCUCACCGAGAGGCAGAUCAAAAUCUGGUUCCAGAAUAGGAGGAUGAAGUGGAAGAAAGAACACAAGGACGAGGGAUCUGCCGCCCCGGCCGCCGCCGAGAGCGCCUCGACCACCCCUUCGGCUGGGAAAGUGGAAGAGGAAGAAGAGGAGGAGGAGGAGGAAGAGGAGGAGGAGGAAUGAGGCUGGAGCUGAAAGAAGCCCGAGCCGCCCAGCCGAGCUGUGGAGUCUGAGAGAUGCACGUGACAGUCGGAAAAGCGUCUUUAAGAGACUUAUCCGUUUUAUUUUUAAAAAAGAAAAAGAAAAAAAAAAAUCUUCCCCAGUCAAUCCUCACCCCCACCCCACCCCCAAACCUUCCUCCCUUCUAGCUCAGCUCCUAAGACUGGCGGUGCUGAGGUAUCCAGGAAGGCCGAGGUAUCUAGUCUAUUCUUCCUCUUCCCUUCCCCUGCCCCCUCUUUCUCCUCCCUGGGUCCCUUGGAGUUUCCUAGCUGAGUUCCUCUACCCUGAGCCCGCACAGGCCCGGGCCCCCCUGCCAAGUCGGUGCCCUCGGCCCCGUGGCUGCUAUCCCUACCCCUGGCCGAGGGAUCCCGACGGGUACACAGCGCUGGCGCUCAGAGAAACUACCUAACAGAGUCCUUGGGCUCGGUCACCCCCCUGAUGAAGAGGGCAAGGGCGUCCAAGCGCCCACCAAACUACCUAAUUAUGCCAACCCAGAGCUCUGGGGGCUUCCGUUUCACAAUUCAGAAUCGUCUCUUUCAUUUUCCUUCCUGAAAGGGCAAUAAGAGCAAAGGUGGGGAAGGAGGAGACGUUCUGACAACUCACAAAAACACAAUUACACAAAUACACACACACCUAGACAACCACUACACUCCAGCAAUGAGCUGUACUACCUAUCUGAUUUCCAAACUACCUAUUUUUUUGCUUCACCUACCUAGCUCCUUCAUUAAGACUGUACUUUAGAAAUCCGAGAAGGAUUAGAUGCUAAAGAUGACUGACAAAAAAAGAAAAAAAAAAAGAAAGAAAGAAAAAAGAAAAAGAAAAGAAAAAAAAAGAAAAAGAAAAAAAGGGAAAAAAGUAUAAUAUUUUCAAAAAAAGCUUUUAGUCCACUUGACUGGAGCGCUUCUUCGUAGCUUGGGCAGAGAACUGGGGACCAGGGCUCAGUGGCUUCUAUUUAAAUUGAAAAUGAUAAUAAUAAUAAUAAUAAUAUAUUUAUUCCAAAGCGAUUCUAAAUGAAAUCAUAUGCUGCAAACUGGCUUUCCUCUCCUUGUCUGACCAUUCCGAGUGCAGAAGAAAAUACCUCCGCUUUGGGGGAGGAGGCAAGGAGGGCACCCUUUUCCCCUCGACUGGCACCCCAUUAGGCUUCUGCUUGGCCAGCCUUCCAAGGGCUGCAAUAUCCUCUGAACCAAGUUUCUGGCGAAAGUGACCAUUCCCUGUCCCCCGUACUUAUAUACACCUUAUCCUUACCCUUCUCACCUCUCCACCCCGCUCUGUGUCUUGCCCCUCACCUAGUGUUUAAUAUUGCUGCCCUGACUUUUCCUACGAUAACAAAUCCUGUAUAUAUUGAGUUUUGGGGGCCAUUUAUUUUGUCUUGAAGCUUAUUUGUAAUACCUUGCCCUGACUCGGGAAGGCUGUCUGUCAUUCAUUGGGAUACCUUUGUAGAGUGGUGUUUUGUUGCUAACUCCCAUAGCGAGGCAAGCGGGUAGGGCAGCUCUAACGCCCUGUGGAGGCUGCCCAGUCUCGGUCUCGGCCUCUGUCCCUAACCCCGUCUCUGGUGUUCCCUCGUGUUCCCGUCAACUUUGGCUCUGCCGUCCACGUAGGUCUUGAGAGUCCCAACUGUGUGUGUGUGAACUCCGUGGAGGUGACUGUUCCAGUCUCGCCCCCACCAAAUGUGGUUUAUGUUACAUAGAAAAAAUAAAAUAUAUGCUUGGUGACAAUA
Messenger RNA from Antechinus flavipes (yellow-footed antechinus), 2634 nucleotides. It is a transcript of the gene HOXA7, whose product is annotated as homeobox A7. Gene Ontology annotation, biological process: regulation of transcription by RNA polymerase II; anterior/posterior pattern specification. NCBI's taxonomy places the organism in Eukaryota, Metazoa, Chordata, Mammalia, Dasyuromorphia, Dasyuridae. The transcript has 2 exons. Bases 165 to 881 code for a protein of 238 amino acids. Gene Ontology annotation, molecular function: RNA polymerase II cis-regulatory region sequence-specific DNA binding; DNA-binding transcription factor activity, RNA polymerase II-specific. Gene Ontology annotation, cellular component: nucleus. The record is from RefSeq and is a predicted model, not a curated record.